This is a messenger RNA of Clunio marinus, 1601 nucleotides long. The record is from the annotation of a GenBank genome assembly. NCBI's taxonomy places the organism in Eukaryota, Metazoa, Arthropoda, Insecta, Diptera, Chironomidae.
AUUAUCUCGAGACGCCAUAAACAAAAACCGGCCUUAAUUAUAUGACUUCUUUAAACUUUCAAACUUUUGAAGAAACUAAUCAAGAAAAUAAUUUUGUCUUUCUUAUAAGCGGUAAUAUGCUUAGUUAACUUUAAUCAUAAUUAAAAUUUCAUAUUUUGAAACAAAAGUGUUAAACAAUGGUGACUCCAGAAACAACAGAACCAAGUACAGAUUGCAUAAGACAACGUAGAUAUCGAGCCCGAUUGUCGGAAGAAAAGCGCCGAGAAAUAAACAGAAAAAGCAAUGAACGACGACGUGAAAGGAUUCAAGAAAUGAAAAACGAUCCAAAGAAAUUAGAACAACAGCGAUUGAAGAAACGUCUUGAGAAUCAAAAAUAUUGGCAAAAAAAGAAUAUUAUAUCUGGUUUGGUGAUAACUAAAAUGCCGGAAAAACAGCCAAAAACAGGACCAAGUGCAGAUUGCAUUAGACAACGAAGAUUUCGAGCUCGAAUGACAGAAGAAAAACGCCAAGAAAUAAACAGAAAAAGCAAUGAACGACGACGUCAAAGAAAUAAAGAGAUAAAGAAAGAUCCAACAAAGUUAGAACUUCAGCGGAUGAAAAAACGUCAUGAGAAACAAAAAUAUAAAGAAAGGAAAAAUAUUGAAACUGGUAUCGUAAAUAUUUCAAAUAAAUUUGGUUUUGGAAAAGGAAUUGCGAAGAUAAAAAAAGAAUUUCCUGAGAAGCCGAAAGUAAUCAAAACAAUUGUCAAGAAUAUUCCCGAUUUAAAAACACAGUCAGGUACAUCUAACUUGAUAUCCUUUUCGCCAGUCUAUAACGUUACACAGGAAAGAAAACCGAAGCCAUUCAAAACUUUCCAAAUCAUUGACCAAACUUCUUGUCCCCACUCAAAUGAAAAACGAACAGUUAAAAAGGAAGAAAAUUACUCAAAACCUUGCAUUCAAACUUCUUAUAAGCAAAGCAUUCAAAUGUUCCAAGAGAAACAUCCCGACAUCCGCAUCGGUCAAACAUCAUUUCGCAGAUACCGGUUACAAAAUUUAAGUUCUUUUCACAAAGCACCAAGACGUGAUUGCACUUGCAAGUACCAUGAUGAUGUUUUUUAUCUUUUGGAAAGCCUUUCGAAAUUCAUCCCCGAAAUUUUUCGUGAAAAGAAUAUCGAAAAUUUUAUUAAUUUGGUGGCUUGUGAUAGUAACAACGUAAAUUGUAUGAAAGGAGCUUGCAGUAAUUGCUUAGAUCGAACUGGCGAGGUUCUACAACUUGUCUCCCUUGAUGAUAUCGACAGAGAAAUUCAAUGGAAAUAUUGGGAAAGAGUUAAUGGCAAAGAUGUUUUACUACAAAAAGCUGGAACUGUGAAAGAAGCAGUUGAAGACAUUUGCAAGAAAGCUAAAGAGAAGUUCAAGUUCCAUCAUUAUGUAAAAAGAAUACAACAAAAUAUAUUUGCGAGUCUCAAAUUAAAUUCGAAUCAAUACGAAGCAGUUCUUGAAGUCAAUUUUGCAGAACUGCAAAACUCAACCAUUUUAAAUUAAUAAAAAACUAACUUGAAAAACUUUCGUGCUAAUUAAUGAUUAAUAAAUGCUUUUUUGAAAUCAUCUUGCAGAUUUAAA